Messenger RNA from Perognathus longimembris pacificus (Pacific pocket mouse), 486 nucleotides. RefSeq names its product COMM domain-containing protein 9-like. The record is from RefSeq and is a predicted model, not a curated record. The transcript is spliced from 5 exons. NCBI's taxonomy places the organism in Eukaryota, Metazoa, Chordata, Mammalia, Rodentia, Heteromyidae. Bases 1 to 486 code for a protein of 161 amino acids.
AUGGUUAUUUCUAUAGUCUACGACUAUGAGCAUUUUUCACUGUCUGUUAUCAUGGUUGUUACCCAGUUACUCCAAGCUCUGCAUCACCUCACCAGAGUGGUGACAUUCCAUGACCUGUCCUCUUCCAAAGCAAUCCUGGCUCUCUUUCCAGGAAAUUUCCACCAAAACCUCAAACACAUUCUGACAAAAAUCAUCCUAGAAUGUAUGUCUUCAUGGAGAAUGGAAGCGCAAGAAAAUGAGAUUUCCCUGCCACGCCUUGUUGACCUGGCCUGGAGAGUGGAUAUCAAAACGUCCUCCAACAAUAUUGGCUGCAUGGCUGUUCCUACCUGCUUCCUCCAGAUGAAGAUCCAGGAAGAUCCCAGUCUGUGUGGGAACAAACCCUCCAUCUCUGUCGUGACCGUGGAGCUGAGCAAAGAAACACUGGACACCGUAUUAGAUGGGCUGGGCCACAUCCAAGACCAGCUCUCUGCUGUGGCCAAUAAAUGA